AUGUCUGCUUCCCGGAGAUCGGUUGCGCCGCUGGAAUUGACUCCUUUUCCAAGGAAGCACCACACCUGGACGUCCCAUCAUCAUCAUCAGUGUGCGUCCGAAGGCAUCAACAGCAGUUCAUUGGAGGCGCAGAGCUACUCGCUUCGGAUCUUGGCGGACGUCCACACCACCACCGACGGCCUCCUGACAGCACUGCCGUCGACAAGCGCUUCUAGUCCUGGAACGAGUUGCUUUGAUAACGCUUCCUUCCAACGCGCCCCCUCCCUCCACCUCUCAAUCUUCAUUCCCAGUAAAGCCGAAUGCGUCUGA
Mesocestoides corti is the source of this 309-nucleotide messenger RNA. The record is from the annotation of a GenBank genome assembly. NCBI's taxonomy places the organism in Eukaryota, Metazoa, Platyhelminthes, Cestoda, Cyclophyllidea, Mesocestoididae.